This is a messenger RNA of Coregonus clupeaformis (lake whitefish), 327 nucleotides long. RefSeq names its product tyrosine-protein kinase receptor TYRO3-like. The record is from RefSeq and is a predicted model, not a curated record. Bases 1 to 327 code for a protein of 108 amino acids. The transcript has 4 exons. Lineage: Eukaryota; Metazoa; Chordata; Actinopteri; Salmoniformes; Salmonidae.
AUGAGAGACUGCCUGUUGUAUGAGUUGACAAGGGAAUCCGGGUUUACCAAGAACCCCGCCAACCUCACGGUAACCCAGGGCAACAUGGCUCGACUGGGUUGUGCCAUCGAGGGCCUGAGUGAGCCGGAGAUCGUGUGGAUGAAGGACGGGGAGAAGUUGUACAGUACAGACCAGAUGUACAUCACCGUGGAGCAACACCACUGGGAGACCUUCCACAGUGUGAAGUCUGUCCAGCAGCAGGAUGCAGGGAAGUACUGGUGUGAGGUAGAGUUCCGAGGCUCGACCAUCUCUUCGGAGCCCGCCUGGAUAACAGUAGAGGUCAGUUAA